AUGCAGUUAUUUGAAGACGAUGGGUCGGAACAGAAAUUGGCCCAAGCAAAGGAAGUUUACAAGCAAUAUACACUUCUCAAUGAGCUUGUAGGACUAAGAAUUAAUUUUGAAAAGAUUCUUGAGCAGGUGUCUUUGCUGCCGGACAGCGGGUCUCUUCCAUUAUUUCAGGCCAAUGCUGAGCUUAGUGAAGCAAUUGCAAGCACAGGUGAAAAGGCCUCUCAGCUGUCAAAGGUUAUCAUUGGAUUAAACAACACUGUGAGAGAAAUGGAAGCUAGUACAGUGAAACUCUUGGAGGAUCGACCCUGGUUUGAGCCUACCCUCGGUGACUCACCGUCCGAUGAAUUUCUACCGACAAUGACGUCCUUUCUGGAAACGAUACACGGAGGGCUCUCCUCCAUUGAUCAGACAGACAAGUUAGUUGUAAUAAAUCAAUCAAUAGGCGGACAAAUAAGCUACUUAUUGCAGGAUAUGGAGAGAUAUGCACGACGAAUACAUACAAAUCUGAGAGGGAUUAUUCCGUUGGGCGUUCCAACUCCAUAUACAACCGUUAGCGCAUUCCCCAAUAAAGAUACAAAUGAUGACGAGCAUUCAAACCAGUCUGAGUAUUCUGAUUGUCUCCCUGAACACGAGAAGGCACCAAAGAGGCCAAUAUCACUGCUCGAAGGGGAAGACGCAAUGAACCAAACCCCUAGCAAGAAAGAUACCUCUACCCGCGAGAAGCGCGCACCAGAGAUAUGGCGAGGUUGCUUCUGCGACUCGGAUUUUCUCGUUACUCUCUGCCAAGAUGUGAUGCAAUCUGGCAGUGCAUCCAACCCCAUGGUAGUCAUGGAGCAACUGAAGAGGCUGCAAGCAAAAAAGGCAAGCACCAGGCCACGACGGGACAGACUCAUUAACAAAGAUCGUACAGUUGACACCAAAAAGAUACAUAAGAAGUUGGAAAACUUUAUUACGCCUCUUAAAAGGCCAGACAGCAAGUAUUUGAAGAUGGUACGCGGAAACCUGUUUAAGUAG
Messenger RNA from Giardia duodenalis, 1011 nucleotides. RefSeq lists its product as uncharacterized. The record is from RefSeq and is a predicted model, not a curated record. The transcript has a single exon. Lineage: Eukaryota; Fornicata; Diplomonadida; Hexamitidae. Bases 1 to 1011 code for a protein of 336 amino acids.